This is a messenger RNA of Punica granatum (pomegranate), 1825 nucleotides long. The record is from RefSeq and is a predicted model, not a curated record. NCBI's taxonomy places the organism in Eukaryota, Viridiplantae, Streptophyta, Magnoliopsida, Myrtales, Lythraceae.
UUAAACUUCUUUCCAUCCUUCCUUCCUUCCUUCAGCUCCCAUCCCAAAGCUUUUAGCUGAGCUUAGCUCUCCCUUCACCUGCAGAUCCCACCGCCGCCGAUGGAACCUCCGCUCCCGGUGGCGCCGCCAGCCGCCUCUUCCUCCCCCAAGCUCCGCCUAAUGUGCAGCUACGGCGGCCACAUCGCCCACCGCCCCCACACCAAGUCCCUCUUCUACUCCGGCGGCGACACCCGCAUCAUCUCCAUCCCCGCUGCCGGCGCCGCCACUCUCUCCUCCUUCACCGCCGCCGUCUCCUCCGCGCUCUCCGUACCUGGCCCCUUCACCCUCAAGUACCAGCUCCCCGGCCACGACCUCGACUCCCUGAUCUCCAUCUCCUCCUCCGACGACCUCCUCAUCCUGCUUGACGAGCUCCCCCGCCUCCCGCCCCCCUCCCGCAUCAGGCUCUUCCUCUUCUCCCCGAAGCCAGCUCACCCCGAGUCCCGCCAAGCAGAGCUGACUAAGUCCGUGCUGUGCCACCCCAAAACCGAGACUUGGUUCAUUGACGCGCUCAAUAGCGCGAGGAUGAUGCAGAAGGCUGAGAACUGCGCGGCGGGUUUCGGCCAAAAUGAGUGCUUGAGCGGCGGCGGGAUGAUUUCCGGGGCCGAGUCCAUUGUGUUGGAGACGAACUCGUCAUUCGGGUCAACAUCUUCUUCGGUUUCCCUGACGAAUUUGCCCUCCGGCAGGCCUCAGGACGAGGACAGUGGGACUAAUUUUCCGGAAAAUCAAGCUAGAUUGCCAGUACCAGAUCCAGCACCAAGCGAUAACUGGGGGAUGAAUGCUGUUCCUCACCCACACAGCGGGAUAUAUCAUGAACAAGUUGUUAAAGCCGCGGCCUUUGAGAACAGAGCUGCUCUGUCAACAGCUCUUGAUCCCGAAAAUAAUACCGCCCCUUUCCCGUCUUUCGCUUCCUCCCACCAAACAGUCCCACUUUCAGGUUUUCCAGUACAGCCGUUUCCUCACCUUGUUCCCACAGGCACCAUGUACUUGUCGCAACGGCAACACUCUGUUUGUCUACUUCCUGUCCCAUCAACCCAACCUGUGUAUCAUCUGCAGCCUCCGCUCUAUCAUCCUCCAAACCCUCCGCAUCCACUCUACGUCUUGCCCUCUAACCCGACCGUUACUCAACCUUACGGCUUGCCGGUCCAGUGCGGGCUAGCAGGACCCACUGGUCACCCGCAUUCUGCAAUUUCUCCGAUGCCUUCUUCACAGGAGGUCACUGAAUCUUCUAAUCCUGGACCUCAGUGUACACAACAGCAUGCUGGUCUUCAUCAAGGGCAGCAAAUAGUUCAUCCUGUAGAUUUCGAUCAGCGGGAGUGUUCGAGCCCAAAGGAUGAGUUCGAUGAUGAUCCAGCUCGGCUCCAAAUAUACAAAUCUCAGCCUCCGCUUCCAACUUUGCCCUCCCAAUACCAAACAAUGACGAAAGCUACGACUCUAUUGUUGUCAGAAGCUUUAGCCCAGCUUCACACUGAUGGGGUCAGGCAACCGAUAAAACCUUCACAACCAUAGUAAGGUAUCCAAAUAGAAAAAGCUAAUGUUUCAAUGUAAUUGUUCCUGUUGUUUUGUUCUCUCAAUUCGAAGGAAGUGAGGAUGAUGUUUCGUUCGUAUUUUAAUGUAUCACCUCUCCCUGUUUAGGUGUUCGAUUUUAUUUAAUGCAAAAAGCUUUGUGACUCUUGCCCAAACUCAGACCAGUGCACAACAGAGUUUGCCAUCUCUAACUUUACUUGAUUCCCCAUUGUUUCAUUCAAUGGCGAAGGGAGAAAUAAAUGAUGAACUCUUGUUUAGGAAA